Oncorhynchus gorbuscha (pink salmon) is the source of this 1222-nucleotide messenger RNA. RefSeq names its product elongator complex protein 3-like. Gene Ontology annotation, biological process: tRNA wobble base 5-methoxycarbonylmethyl-2-thiouridinylation. Lineage: Eukaryota; Metazoa; Chordata; Actinopteri; Salmoniformes; Salmonidae. The record is from RefSeq and is a predicted model, not a curated record. Bases 514 to 771 code for a protein of 85 amino acids. The transcript has 4 exons. Gene Ontology annotation, cellular component: elongator holoenzyme complex; cytoplasm; nucleus.
GGACGGCAUGACUCGUGCAAGUGUGAUUGAGUGUUGUUUACAAAAUUGACAGUUCUCUCAUCUUCUCUAAGUUAUUGUAGGCUUUAUAACGCGUUUCAUAUUGUGAAUUUAGAGUAUUAACGUAACCAAAGAUAUGGGGGAAGCCAAAGAAAAAGAGUACGCGUGUGGAAAUAUCCUCUACAUUUCAGAAAUGCUUCUCUCUGCUUGGGUUUGCUAAAUUAGCCAUGCUGCUAACUUACAAUUCAGCUAACUAGCAAGGGAAAAACUGCAUAUCUAUGUAAUCAACCAACCCUGUCUCCGUUUUUGUAGACUAAUAAAAAGUGAGAAUGCUAGGUAUGGGUUGACUAUCUAAAAGAGCUAAUUAUUUAUCUAUGUUGUUGCUAUGUGUCGCCAGCUGAUCUGAGCCGAGCUGGUGGUGAUGAUGAUGAUGAUGAUGAGCAUUGCUGAUGUCAUCAAUCAGCUGGUCGAAGCGCAUGAAGAAGGAAAUGACGUCAACCCCGACAGCCGACAUCUAUGAGAGCCGUCGGAGCACGUUCUGAUCCCUACCGGCAGACCAGACAUCGGGUGGAACAGUUGAAGCAGCUGGGCCACCGUGUGGACAAGGUGGAGUUUAUAGUGAUGGGAGGAACCUUCAUGGCCCUGGCUGAGGGGUACAGAGACUACUUUAUCAGGAACCUCCACGACGCCCUGUCAGGACACACCUCUAACAACGUGGCUGAAGACCUCAGGUGCUCGGAACGCAGUAACACAGAAUUCUGGGUAAUAUCCUGAUGAAUGGAAUAGAGGGGUAACAAGACUCCUGUUGCAUUCUGGGUAAUAUGCUGAUGAAUGGCAUCGCCAUCGAGACGCCGUCCUGACGACUGUCUGAAGAGACACCUCAGUGACAUGCUGGGGUACGGCUGUACCCGGCUGGAGAUAAGGGUUCAGAGCGUCUACGAGCACGUAGCACGGGACACCAACAGGUCAGAGGGCAGAGGUUAAGGGUCAGGAGGGGGGUUUUUGAAUGGAGUUGUCAUAGCGACUGCUAGUGAUAUGUCUUUAGUCUAACUCAUAGCUGCUGGUCAUUAAUCACCCUCAACCCACUCGAAUUCACAUAUUUUCCAUACCGCCCCAACAGAUCCACAGAUGAUGCAAUCUCUAUUGCCCUCCACACUGCCCUUUCCCACCUGGACAAAACAUCUAUGUGAGAAUGCUAUUCAUCGACAACAGCUCAGCGUUCAAC